AUGAACUUCCUUUUGAUUUUUUCAAUUUUCCUGAUUGCACAAGUUCUAGCUAAUGAACCUUAUGGUAAGUCUGAGGUCUAAAAAAUUUAAAAAAAAACCUAAUUAAGAUUGCAAUGGGAUCAAUGAAAUCAGUGCUCCAGCCAACUUGAACUCAAUUAUAAAUUAUCCAAGUUUCUGGAAUGUUAAUCAGACAGCUCCAAUUUAUCAAUUGAAUCAAAAUUGUCGAUGGAAUAUUGAGAUUCCGCGGGGAUUUUUUGUAUUUUUAUCACUUUCCGCUGAUACUCCUUCACCUUCAAAUCUACAAUUGACUUAUUCGAAUGGAAAAAUCGAUAAGGUUUCGGGAUAUGUUGAAAAUGCUCCUUAUUUUUUCGUGGCCCCCAAGUUCAGUAUUGUACUUCAAGCUGCCUCGUUGGUUGUGGGGAAAUUAGGAUUUGAGGUCAAGUAUGUCAAAAGUGAGUUGGAAAAUUAUAUACUUCGAGUUCUGCCACGUCAUAACUCAAAACAUAAAAUUUUUCCCUUUCAGUGCCAGAAUUCAACCCAGUCAAUUACUCACUCUCCACAUCGGACCCUGAAGUUAUCACAAAUCCCACAUCCUCCAGAAUCACAGCUCCUUCUCAAGUUUCCCUCAUCGCUUCAAGAACUGCUUCCUAUGAUUUCUACUAUUUCACUCGAUGUUUUGUGGUUUUCGAUGGUCCCACCGCGAAUUCCACAUUUUUGGCAAAUCUAUUCCAGGUUCUAGAUUCUGGAAAACAACUGGUCUCGUCUGGAAAAACCUUGAUUGUUGUUAAUUUGAUGCCUGAAGUUGUAGUUGGAAAUUCGAUAUUGGUUCAAGAGUAUUCAAGUGAGUCUGAAGCGAUUUUUGAAAAUCUGAAAAUAUUUCCAGACGUCAAGCAAUUUGCAAAUUAUCGCUUGGAAAUCUGUACCCCAACUUCAACUUCUUCUAGUUGCUAUUUGAAUCUGGAUGCCUCCUAUAAUACAUCAGCAAUUUCCUUGAUCUCAAAUUCAACAUCAUUUCUAAAAGCUGUUCAUAUUGCUCCAACUUCAAGCCUCGAUGUUUAUUAUGGUGCAAUCAAAACUUCAAAUCUCGUGGAAUCAUAUCAAUUCAGAACUUCUGGAUUUCCUCAAAAACUGAAUAAUUAUAUCACGACUUUUGUAUUGGAUUCUAAUACCGGACUUCUUGAAGUAUCUUAUGAGAAUCUUACAACAUCUUGGCAAACUUCUGCCAAAAAUCGAGUUGGAUUUGUGACUUCACCUAACUUCGGAACUGUUUCAUACGAUCAAGAUGUUACAGAAUUCUUUGCUGGAAAUGGAAAUGGAAUUUUCAACUAUACCACUAGAAUUAUAGAUUCAGGACUGAUUGGAAAAGCAACUCUUCAAUUUAUAACUUAUGAUAACUCGGAUAAUGUUGUUGAGAAUCGGGUUUAUAGUGAGAAGAAUGUUCCGGCAAAAAUUGGACAAGUUUCUCAAGGAAAAUCUUUGCGAAUUUUAUAUCGAACUAAUGGGGAGAAUACCACUGGGAUUCUUAUGGAUUUUUCGAUUCUCUGA
This is a messenger RNA of Caenorhabditis angaria, 1545 nucleotides long. The record is from the annotation of a GenBank genome assembly. Lineage: Eukaryota; Metazoa; Nematoda; Chromadorea; Rhabditida; Rhabditidae.